UAAAAAUAUUGCCUUAUUUCGACUAUAGAAUAUUUAUUAUUAGAGAUUAAUAAUGGAUAGCUACGAAAAUAUGUAUAAAAACAUAUGUCGCUUAUGUUUAUCACUUACUAGUGCCAAUGAAAUGGUGACUUUAUUAGACAAUUCCAAAGAAAGUGGUCUGAGUUGCUUCGGUGAAUCAAUAAGGAUUUUGACCAAUGUUAAGUUACAAAAAGAUGAUAGACUUCCCACUAUGAUGUGCCAAAUGUGUGUGGUGAUGUUAAAACAAGCUAUAUACUUCAAAUUAAAGUGCGAGUCAACUGAUAAAAAAUUAAAACAACUUAUGAACGACCAAAUUUUCGAUGAUACUACAUAUCAAGAUUUAAAAGAAAUUGUGUGUGACUACGUUAUGUUUAACCAAUAUUUCCCUAAUACUAGUCAAGUUAAAGAUUCAGCCAUCAAUAAAAAGGCGAAAACUGGUUUAAAAACGGAGAAAUCUGGACGACAAAAUUCUCAUACUUCGGCUAAUGUCAAAGCCAGACAUCAUUCCAAUAGAAGCCAUGAUUAUGAUGAUUUUUUAAACGACAGCAGCAGCAAUCAUUCAGCCAAAAAUGGCGACAAUGAGGAUGAUAUGAACAGUGUUUUAAAUACAAUACAAAACAUUAUAAAUACUCCAUCAAAUAAUUCUAGAAGUAAACGUAAAUUUAAAAGAGAAGGCCAGUUAAUUAUACCUAGCAAGCAACGCAAUAUAAAAUGUAAAAUUUGUCUCAAAGUUCUAGCAAACCGUCUUACGUAUGACCACCAUAUGCAACGUCACAGCAACUGUCGUUAUAUCUGCGAUCAAUGUGGCAAAGGCUUUCCUGUUCUCACAGACAUGCAUGAACACCAAUUGGUACGUCAUGGAAUUGGUCCGUAUCUGAAAUGUGAUCAUUGUCCCUACAAAGCACCGAAAAAAAGCACUUUAAUAGAGCAUUUAAGAAUUCAUACUGGAGAAAGACCGUUUACAUGUGAAAAGUGUGGUUUAACAUUCCGCCGGAGAGCAAUAUGGAGAAACCAUUUAGUUCACCAUAUGGAGAAGAAAGUUCAAUGUACAUAUUGUCCGAAGAAGUUUUACCGUCAAUCACAUAUGCUUGCCCACUGUAACAAUGUACAUGAGAGGUUAUAUAUGUUCAUGUGCAGCAUUUGUAAUGUGACUUAUGCUAAGACGGAGACAGUUAGACGUCAUAUGCUUGUUAAGCAUGGUAUACCAAAAGAGAAACAGGGAAAAGUGAUUCGAAUAAAGAAUGGGAGUACUGAAUCACCAGGAAUCAUGACAUAAAAGAGAAGUUUCUGUGUAAUAACUCAUUUGAACUAUUUCUUAAAUUACAGUUUAGUUUUCUUGUAACUUUUAUCUACUAUUUGACUUUUAUUUAACAUUGUAUAUUACUUAAGUAAGUAGUACAUUAUUAAUAUGAUAUAGAGACUUAACUAUUAAAAAAUAGUUUACCUAUGUAUUUAAUUUAACAACAAUAUAAUGAAUUGUGUCUGA
Molecule: messenger RNA, 1504 nt
Organism: Trichoplusia ni (cabbage looper)
Lineage: Eukaryota; Metazoa; Arthropoda; Insecta; Lepidoptera; Noctuidae
Product: zinc finger protein 737-like
Exons: 1
Coding region: 53-1294 (413 amino acids)
Biological process (GO): regulation of transcription by RNA polymerase II
Cellular component (GO): nucleus
Molecular function (GO): zinc ion binding; RNA polymerase II cis-regulatory region sequence-specific DNA binding; DNA-binding transcription factor activity
Source: RefSeq, a predicted model, not a curated record